GUUCACAGCUUAAGAUGUGUGGCUCUACAGCUCGUAUUGUGGAGGACUGGACCCAGAUUAUGGGGGAGAAAGAGUAUCUAAGGGAAUUAAAAUGGCUGUGAAUACUGGAUUGUAUGCCCUCUUAAGGGUUAUCCUCAUUGAUUGUUUGAUGAACAAGGUCCAUGGAAAUGACCCCAACAUUGCAUAUGAAAAAGCAGAUUUCACGUAUGCUCUCCUCGGUGUAGGGAUCGGGGUGCUUCUUUCUGGGUGUUUUCUGGCUACAAAGCUCUGCAUGUUUAGAAAACACAUGUGUGAUAACAACCUCUCAGAGAGUGACUCAGGAAAAAGAUUUUCAAUAAGAACCAUCACACUGGAACUGACGGCUAAUCCCAGAGUGUGAGAAAAUCCCAGGAGUUGAGCAGUUUCUGAGAUACUCAAACCACCCUGUCUGGCACCAACAAUCAUUCCACGGUCAAAGUCAAAUUUGACAUUUGGUCUGAAAAACAGCUGAACCUCUUGACCACGUCUGCAUGCUUUUAUGCAUUUAGUUGCUGCCGCAUGAUUGGCUGAUUAAAUAUUUGCAUUAACAAGCUGGUUUACAGGUCUACCUAAUAAAAUGCUUGGUGAGUGUAUAUCAGUGUAUACAAAGUAUGAGAAUCUGUGAGAAAUGUGAACAAUAUGGUCUACCUCCUGUUGUGUGUGUCUCUCUCUCUCUCUCUCUUUCUCACACACACUCACAUACACAAACAGACACACACACAUACACUCACAUAUCAUUGUAUUAUUUUAUGGUGAAUAUAUUCACUGUGGGCCUUUUAAUCUACAAUUAAGUCAAAGUUUUCGUGAAGCAAGAUUGGUGGUAUGUAAGGGCUCCGGGCAUCCAAUAUAAUAAUUAGAAACAGGCAGAGUGAAAAUAAUUAGUCUAAAGAGACAAUAAAAACAAAAGCAGAGUUAGUAAUUUAGUUUGGCAGGGUUGCUUGUUGUUUGGCCUGAGCAUCUAUUACUAGCUCUUGUGGGAACAACUAUGUACAAUAGAUAUGAAAUCAUGUUUACAUUCGAUCUACCCUGAUCCACAACCAUAGGCUAAACAUACUGCGCUGUUUGCUUGGCCCACAUUCUGCUGGGAUGCAUUUGGAAUUGACCCUAAGAGCUGGGAAGCAUGUAUGGCCAAUGAAUGCCUCAGUGUCAAUGUCUCUGGGGUCAGAGGUCAAAGGUGAGAGAUCAGGCUGAACAGUUGACAGGAUGUCAGCAGGGUGGCGACGGGUGGGGUGCUCCCAGGCUGAGGCUGAGGCUGGGGUUGGGGGGGUUUAGAAAACAGAAAACACUGAGGUCUGCUUGUUCUCCUUUGUCCCAUCUUACUGCUUACUUACUGCUGUACGAUGUUUUAUUUUUCCCAUCUCAAGUUAUGUCGGUGUAUGACCAUUCAGAGUAUACAAUUACAUCUUCAAACAAUAACAUAUACAUCGUUCUGAUUAUUUUAGCUCAGACAAAAUAUAUUUAUAUUUCAAAUGCUCCUUGACAUCGGUACUUCUUCCAAAUGUUUCUUUUCCCUUUUUAGUGUGUCCACAAAGCGAGGGUGUCAUUCUGCGCAUAGUGUUCGUUCAUUACAAGUCCCCGGGAAGGCAAAGAUUUUGCGUUCUAAUUUUGGCAUUAAUUGCAUAACAGGGGAGAGGUGAAUGCUACACUAAGUAUAGAAUCGACUCUUGAUGCUGGAACUCAAAGAGGUUGAUGUCAUUCUUCUUCAUAAAGCUUACAUGAGCGGCGUGAAGGUCACUGCUGAAAACUUUCCGACUUGUCUAAGAGGUCAUACACACUUUUUAGGAGCACAUACACACCCCCAGUAGGUAUUAUUACCAUGUAAUCAGGCCAUUAAGCAUACUGCAAGAAAGGCCAUUGCCUUGUUAGGCCUCAAAGCUAUUUUCUACAUAUUCAUGAAACUCACAUCACAUUUUGAUUGCUUUUUUUAUGUUUAAAAAGUUUACUUGAUUAUAAUUCAAAAAAUAAUUGGUCAAUAGUACUGCCUUCAUUGUAGUUGCGAGACAAAUGCAAGACGACAAUUCAGCCAAAUGCAGUUCUGUUUGGUUGUCGUACAGUUCAAUUUGAUAUCUCAAAUUGCGAUUGAUUUGUUUCAGUUCAGAGGCAGGUUCCAAUUCUCGGUUAGUGAGACUUCCUUGUACUUCCCCUUACAGACAGCAAUGCAGACAUGAAUUAUUUACAGGGGUUGGUAAGGUAUCAGGAUCUCUGCGUUCCUUCAAAACCAAACACAUUAAUUGAGCCAGUGGGAAGCUCUACAUUCUAUCUAAUUGUAUAUCAAGAAAUAGGCCUAUAAUUACAGUCAUAAUUAUCGGAUUAGAUAUAUCAAAUGUGUAUUAUUCUUAUUCUAACUUGGUGCACUGUGUAUCCCCAAGCAUGUAUAAUUCUUAUUAAUGUAUAUGUCUCAUUAAAAAAGAAAGAAUUUAGUACCUAAUUUUACUACCUAAAAUAUACUAUCUGAGUUGUUAUUAUAUGGUCAGGUUUGAUUCAUAUGGACAUCCUUAACGCCAAGAAUAUAUGCAAAUACGAGCUAAGAAUAUGCAGAUGGGAUAGCCUUCUCCUGGCCCAUCUUGUUACUUUUCAUGUUCAUUUUUUUUUUCAACCACAAGAUGGCGGUGUAUACCUGUCUGCUUUCCAACUGUCCACUUCAGCCAGGUCUGUUCAUAGAAACAGAUAGUGCUUUGUUACCAAGUCAGCCCGUAACUGCCCACAGUUUAACAGACCCAGUUGCUUUAAACAGAGGUUAAACAUUGUGAAAACUUUGGGAUACACCCCCGUGUCCGAGUUCACUGCAUAUCUGAAAGAACAGACUUUCCACUGCGGGCAGAUGUUUUAAUGCAGACACAUAUUCUUCCUUCUGCACCUUAUAAUCUUCCUCCAAAAAAAUGCAAGAUAGGCAUAAAAUGUGACUUCAUACAACAUACUGCACUCCACCCGCUUUAAGAACGCCAAUGCACACUGUAACCACUGUAUUUAUGUUAGAAUCAAAACAAAUUCCCACAAAGUUUGUUUGGAUCUACCCAUUUCUCAACCGAAUGCAUAACACUUACUAUUCUGUCAUUCAGCAACCUUGAUCUGGUCGUGCAUAUAUAAUAUACUGUAGUAUGUUGUAUAAGUAGGUCAGAUGUGGUGUGUUCUUUUUUCUCUGUGUUAUGUUUGAGUGAAAAAGCUGGUGGCUUUGAUUUUAUGCCUGCUUUGUCUGUAAAGAACAUGUGGUUUGCAUUUCUUGUUCAUUCAAAUUUCAACCCAAAUCACAACAAAGUGUUUUGUAUCAGAGAGAAGAAGAAACCCUGUGUGGUAGCUUGAAUUUGUUUCGGUUUGUUUAAAAUACUUCCAUGGGAAUAUCUAUAUUCAGCUCAUUCAGAGAUUAAUAAUACUGGAGUAAUGAAAAUGUGGAAUUGACAACAUUUGAAAAGACGUUUGUCACUGAAUUCUGGAUACCAUGUUGCAUUGUUGCCUUGUAGUGUAUUGAUUCAUUUUAUAUUAAUGAAUAUAUUAAUAUAUGUUUAGUUAUUUCAACCUGUGUACCUAUCAUGUAUUCUUGUUCAUUGACAACUAUCUACUGUAAACAUUUACUCAGAGAAGCAAAAGUUGUAAGGGACAAUUAUAAUAUUAUACAUUUGCUCAGAAAAUGUGUUUUUGCUCAUCGUGUCAAAUCCUCAAGCCAGUAUGCUAUGGUGUUACAUGACUGGCUAUUUACAGUCUACUGUAUGUCCACAUUGCAGUUAGUCAAGUAGUAUAAACACAAGUAGUUUCCAGCCGCAGAAAAGGGGUAUGCUUAGCCAGAGGAUUACAGCGAGCCCUAUGCCUGUAGUGGAUGAAAUGCCUGACUUUACACCUCAGUACAAAAGGGUGUGCCUUUAACACAGUACCUGAGAGACAGAAAGGGCAGUUGCUACAUACCAGGGAUCAGUCAAAGAGAGACCGACUAGAAACAACAAUAAUGACUGUCUUGAGAGGGAUGUUUAAAAACUGUUCAAUUUUCCUAACACGGGGGAGCCAUUUGCUUCCUAUGUCAAUGAUAACAUAAGCAUAUAACAAACUAUAGCCUGGAUUCAAUGGAAAUAAAGUGUUACUUCUUUCUUCAGAAA
Molecule: messenger RNA, 4103 nt
Organism: Conger conger (European conger)
Lineage: Eukaryota; Metazoa; Chordata; Actinopteri; Anguilliformes; Congridae
Product: transmembrane protein 273-like
Exons: 6
Coding region: 92-379 (95 amino acids)
Source: RefSeq, a predicted model, not a curated record